AGCAAACAGCAACGAGAGUGUACGGACUACGGACAUAACACACAACAUACCCCAUCACAUCACGUUCACUGAUUCACACAAACACAACACAACAUUGAACACAGUGAUCGCCGCUGCCGAGUAGAUUGAUACUCACUCACUUAUUCACCAUACAUAACGAGUAUGGCAAGCGAUGGGCGAUCUUGCCGAAUCAAUAGACGAUUUGAUAUGCACAUUUGAAAACGUAACAAACACUACAAUGGAUACAUUAGCAAUGAUUAUAUUUUGUUGGAUAUUAAUUGCAUUAUUUAUAUUAUGGUUAGGUAAAUUUAUAUAUAAUAGAUUCAUAUUAAAAAUUGAUCAAAAGAAUACAUCAGUGUUAAAUAGUACAAGUACAAGUACAUCAGCGACAACAAACUCAGUAACAAGUACAACCCCAAACAAUGUAUCAAGUGAUAAAAUUGAUAGUGCUGUGACAACACCAGGUGAAACGAAAAAAUUAAUUAAAAGUGUUAGUAGUGGUAAAGUGUCCGGAUCUGGUGGUUCAGGUUAUGUGCCACCAACACCACCGGUACGUAAACGUUUGUCACGUCGAUCACCAGGACCUGAAUUAAAUAAAAAACCGCAUGCUAGUAAACCAGCACCAAAGUGUACAGGACCGGAUCCUGUUAGUGUACAAUGGGUGAAUGAUGUAUUUCAGUGGCUUUAUAAUGAUUUUGUUGUUGUCAAUGAAUUGUUACAUGAAUGGAUAUUGUCGUUGAAUGAAUUCUCGAAAAAAUCGGUUACUGAGCAUGGAGUUGGUGUGGAAUUUAUGCGAAUAUUACCAGAAACUGGUCAACCUACGUUAUCCAAUGUAUUUUGUGAAUGUGAUUCUAAAGAUGACGUGACAAUAACAUGUGAUUGCGAUGCAACAGCGGCCUUACAAUUAAAAUGUUUUCGACAAAAAGGUGAAAAAGUAGAAAUAUCUCAUUAUCGUGUAAAUAUAAAUCGUUUUCGUGCAAGAUUAAAUAUUGUGUGUAUUAGUGAAAAAUUAUUAGCUGAUUUAAAAUGUGAUGGUUGGCCAGAAAUUAAAAUUAAUCUUGCAUCUGUUGGUACAAUUAAAAAUAAUUUAGAUGAAACACAAUUACAAGAUGUCCUUACGGAAAUUGUUACGACUGCAAUAAGAAACACCCAACUACAUAUAAAUUUAUCACAAUAUCAAUCAUGUCCACAUCUCACGCGACAUCCGAUCGCACCUGCACAAGUAUAUCCUGUACAUUACGAUGGAAUGACCUCGACAGGACCUCAUAUGACAUCAACGCCAAAUAAUUAUGGAGGAAGUAAUCAUCAACAGUCAACGUUAUAUGGUGAUAAAAGACUUCUAGUCAAAGUAAUUCGUGCCGCACAAUUAAAACCAUCAGAUGAUGGAUCACCUAUUGAACCGUAUUGUGUUGUCGAAAUGGAUGAACCAUUUCAAAAAAAUCAAACAUCGGUUAAGAAAAAUACUGAAAGUCCAAUUUGGGAUGAACACUUUUUAUUCGAUUUAUCAACUAACACAGCUGAAUUAUUAUUUGAAAUAUAUGAUCGUGCAAACAAGACAAAUAGAUUUUUAGGCUUGGGUAUUGUUGGUGUGGAAGAACUAUUAAUUAAUCCGUCCCAAAGACAAAUAAUUUCUCUACAAAAUCGGCCUUAUGAAUCUGACAAUAUUACCGGAACAUUAACUGUUGAAUUCCUUUUUAUUGAGGGUGCCGAUAUUCCUAUAACUGGCAAACCUUAUAAAAUUAAAGAGUCAUUGCGAACAGUUUCACCAACUGGCCAACUAAUAACGACUACCAAAACAACAUUUGAAGGUAUGACUAAUGGCACAGCAGAGUUAACAAAUUCAGCAUUACAAGAGUUGGAACGAAAUAAGCAAGGCAACAAUGCAAAUAAGAGUACAUUGAUCAUACACAGCGUACAACGGCAACCGUACGAGCGGCAAACUGUAAAGGUUGUGCCACAAAAAGAUGGUAGUUUCCAAGAAGUUGAAGAUGAUGAUGUUGUUACUAACGAUGCGCAAGAACAAAAAGUGCCAGAAGAAGAAAAGGCAGGCGAAUUGCAAACAUCAAAUAUGAAUGAUUCAUCUGGUCGAAAUGAUAUGAAUAUGUCAGAAAGUGAUUCAGAACCACGAGGUAGAUCACGGAAAAAGCGAGACUUCUUUGGAACGAUACGAAGACGAUUUGGAAAGUCACAAACACGAUCGAAAAGUGCUGGACGUUCUGAAAAUAAUACGAAUAAUGAUGAUGCCAUAUUAAAUCGAUCUAUUUCAGCAGAUCGUAGUAGACAUUCAAAUGUUGACGAUGGAUAUCGUUUAUCUGUUCCAACAUUAAAUAAAUCUUUAGGGGAAACAAAUAGCCGACGUUCAAGUUUAUCAGAAGCAUCUGGUAUAAGCGGUGCUUCAACUCGAACAUACUUAAAUGAAGCAAGCACAUUAGUACUUGAAACACUUGAAAAUGGUAUUAAAAAACAUUAUUUGGUACCAUUAUCAUUAGCACAAAAAUCAAGAUGGCGUAAAAAAGGCACAAAAUUGCACAUUUUUAAUGACCAUACAUUUAUUGCCAAGCACUUAAAUGGUGGAACAGUGUGCCAAGUUUGUAGUAAAAGCAUAGCUCGAAGAUUAGGAAAACAAGGAUAUGAAUGCAGAGAUUGUUUAAUAAAAUGUCAUAAACAUUGUCAUGUUAAAACAAACGACAAUUGUCCGCAAUCAACAAUCCACAACAUGGAAUUGUCUCUGCUGCCUGUCUUGAGCGAAUAAAAUUCAAGAUUAUUGGAUCCUACAUAACAAGUCCAUACACCGACAAGAAUAUACGGAUGCUUUGAAGUGAAUGAAAAGUUUAGUUCAGCUUACGUUUCCAUUCCAAGUUAAUUUUUCCAAGUUAACUGGAUGAACUUACAUAAUACAAUGUUCCAAUGUUUUUUUUUUUAUAGUUUAGUCCAAUUAUUAUUUUCAAAAUGAUCCGAGCUAUACAACUACGUCAUGGUCUUAGAUAGACUUAACAAAACUAGCGUUUUAAGUAUAGUUAGUGUUUGUAAUGUUCAGGUUUGGAGCGAGGUUAUAUUAACUUGGCUGUGAUGUUAAAAAUUUCAUACAUAAUAGUGAAAUAUAAAAAUACUACAGCUCGAAUAUAAUCAGGUUGUUAUUAGUCUAUCUAAGAUCAUGAACAUUUUUUUUAAAUUCGCUUA
Messenger RNA from Chrysoperla carnea, 3180 nucleotides. RefSeq lists its product as uncharacterized. The transcript has 15 exons. The record is from RefSeq and is a predicted model, not a curated record. The coding region runs from base 173 to 2752 and encodes 859 amino acids. NCBI's taxonomy places the organism in Eukaryota, Metazoa, Arthropoda, Insecta, Neuroptera, Chrysopidae.